Messenger RNA from Ectocarpus sp. CCAP 1310/34, 1641 nucleotides. Lineage: Eukaryota; Phaeophyceae; Ectocarpales; Ectocarpaceae. The record is from the annotation of a GenBank genome assembly.
GACCUCGUGAAUCGAUUCACCCCGUUCCUUCUACCCUACAACAGUUCAUCUUCUAGCGGAUCGUUCUUUCUUCGACGCCACCCGGCUCGUGGCCAUCCGGUGCUGCGGAAGGAAUUACCCAAGAAAAAUAAAAAACUAAAAAACUAAAGCCGAUUCUGUAACAUUGCGGACGCGGAGGGAGUCGGCGCGUUCGGGGGCUCCGCAAGCUGGAAACGGGCCAUAGUUUAACGCAGCGUCGAUGCUUCGCUUGCUCGUCAGGCGGACACACACGGCAGACCAUGGCCUCGCUGAACCCUCCCAUCGCUGACGAUCUGUCACAGCUGGCGCUCCCGAGACAUGCAGUCAUUGUGAGCUCCUCCACAGGGUCCGGCGGCCCCGAAGUGCUCUUAGCUCGACGAGAUGGAAUGCACCUGGAUCUGACCGUCCCAACCGUAGGGCGCUUCCGGACGACCGGAGACGCCUUCCUCACAACCGGCAGGGUCGUGUUCUGCGCCCGCAAGCCGCACGGAUCUCAGAAUGGCAUGCUCUUCAAGGGCUUUGACAUCCCGCUCCACGUGCUCAGCGGCGAGAAGUUCGAGCAGCCCAUCCUCUUCGGCGCGAAUAACCUCUCUGGAGUCGUUGAGACGAACGUCGCUUACGCAGGUAGCACGACGGGGGCGACGGCGCCUGGCUUUCACGCCACGGCAACGCCCGUCAUCAACUCUAGCUGGCGGUUAUCUUUCAGAAAUGGUGGCUUCGGCACCUUCCUGCAUGCUUUCAACUCGGCCCUCCAGCGGCGGCGCUCGGUCAACCCGUCGGUUACGGCGGUGACAUUCGCCGGGUCUGAGGACGAGUGGGCUUCCCUCCAGGCGACGGAAGUGGCCCAAGCGGUAGCGUUGGAUCCCACGGAUGGUACGGUGUUGCUGACCGCGGCUCCCGUGGCGGCUUCCGCUCCGCCUAGACCGUACGGCGACUCGUGAGGUUUCCGCACAUCACUUCUGCUGGGGUUGCUGCUGUUGCUGCUGCAGUUGGUCGACGCCUUGCUGACGCCACCGCUUCCCCUAUCAACCUGACGACGACUCCUCGGGUUUUCGUACGAACGCUCUGCUGAGGUAGCUGUUGCCAACCGUCCUGCUCUGCACAGAUAAAUUAAUUGGCGGUCACAUGGAUGGGUGUUGACUACGGCAAUGCCUUCAUUGUACGCACUUUGGUGAAGUGUUUCGUGUUUUGUGAAAUAGCAACUCUCGACGAGUAUCCUCGUCGUUGCCUGUCUGAAGCUUUUAUACGGUUUUUCAGCGGGGAACGUUGAUAGUGCAGACAGCCACUCGCUCGGAUCUCACCGUGAGCAGGGCAUCACUGUCCCGAAAGGUGGUGAAGUACGGUGCCUGUUUGGAGGAUUGCUAGUAAGAGACCGUGAGCUACGGUUCUUUAUCAUGUCCACGCAACCGACCUCAGCAUCAACGACGGUCCCAACGCUGCUCGAUUGUCGCAAGAUACUCUUCGGUUUUGGCGGCUUGUUCGACCGAAAAUCCGACCUGGGGGAAGAUCAUGAACGUCUUGUUAUCCAUGGCCGUCAUUUCUUGAGAAAGACUCCGGGGUAGUUGACGGGUCGUGCCUGCCCAUGUGCUGCUGCUGCUGUUGCAGCUCUGAUCUACGAAAAGC